Meriones unguiculatus (Mongolian gerbil) is the source of this 2127-nucleotide messenger RNA. Its product is annotated as phenazine biosynthesis-like domain-containing protein. The record is from RefSeq and is a predicted model, not a curated record. Gene Ontology annotation, biological process: biosynthetic process. The transcript is spliced from 10 exons. Gene Ontology annotation, molecular function: isomerase activity. The coding region runs from base 213 to 1079 and encodes 288 amino acids. Gene Ontology annotation, cellular component: cytoplasm. NCBI's taxonomy places the organism in Eukaryota, Metazoa, Chordata, Mammalia, Rodentia, Muridae.
CUGCCGUCCUGCCCCGUGGAAGGGCUGCUGGGGAUUACAUCCAGGACUCUGCAUCCCAGUCAAGCGCUCACUUGCCCAGCCCUCAGGGACCGGCUGCUAGGUCGUUCACAGCAAAGGCUGAAAACAUCAGAGGCUUGGGGACCUUAAAGCAACAGGAAGUGAGGCAGGCUCCCAGCAAGGCAGGGACCUCGCAGACAGAGCCAGGGAGGAAAAUGAAGCUCCCGAUUUUCAUAGCAGAUGCGUUCACGGCGACAGCUUUCCGGGGCAAUCCUGCCGCUGUCUGCCUCCUGGAAAACAUACUGGAGGAAGACAGCCAUCAGCAAAUUGCCAGGGAAAUGAACCUUUCUGAAACAGCUUUCAUCAGGAAACUGCAGCCGACUGACAACUUCAUACAGAGUUCCUGUUUUGGACUAAGGUGGUUUACGCCCGUGAGUGAGGUCCCGCUGUGCGGUCAUGCCACCCUGGCCUCCGCGGCGGUGCUCUUUCACAAAAUAAAGAACACGAACAGCACUCUAACGUUUGUCACUCUGAGUGGGGAGCUGAAGGCCAGAAAGGCAGAAGAUGGGAUUGUCUUGGACUUUCCUCUCUACCCAACCUUCCCCCAGGACUUCCAUGAAGUAGGAGACUUGAUAAAGGCAGCCAUAGGUGACACCCUGGUCCAGGACAUCAGGUACUCUCCGGAUACCCGGAAACUCCUGGUCCGGCUCAGCGAUUCUUAUGACAGGUCCUUUCUAGAGACCCUGAAGGUGAACACGGAGCCUCUGCCUCAGAUUGAAAAGACAGGGAGGGUGAAAGGACUCAUUCUCACUCUCAAAGGAGAGCCUGGGGGGCAGGCGGCCCCCUAUGACUUCUACUCCAGAUACUUUGCACCAUGGGUUGGUUUGCCUGAAGACCCAGUAACAGGAUCUGCACACACCAUUCUCAGCAGCUACUGGUCCCAGCAGCUCGGGAAGAAAGAGAUGCGAGCCUUUCAGUGUUCCCGCCGAGGAGGGGAACUGGACAUUUCCCUGCGAGCUGAUGGACGAGUUGACAUGAAGGGUGGUGCGGCUAUUGUCUUAGAGGGCACGCUGACGGCCUAGAGACGCUUAUGCUGGGCGGUGGCCGCUGCUCAACACUGUGUUUUCUCUAUAUCAAAAAACCAAACCAAACAACAAAUGCGCCGAGCUUCUUUCAUGCCCAGCAGCGCCCUCCGUCCUCUCAUGAAGAGCCAGAAGGGAGGACGUUCAAUGGAAGUGCGUUAGCGUCUCCUGACUCCUUGCCUGAUGGUGAGCUCUCACCUCUGCCGGGCUGUGUAUCUUCAGUAACCCGCAGCAGAGAGUGAUGCGGCCACUUCUUUUUGAUUGUGACUGCCAAUCACAGCGAGAGAUCCACUGAUUAGGCGUGGGCACCUUAGGGUAUUUAUUUCACAGCCAUUUAGAAGUUUGAAUAGCUUUGUGGAAAUGCUGUGAUGCCAAAUCCCUGCCAGAAACAUUUCUUCCCUGCCCCCUGAGGUUCCAAAGACUGACCUAGGUAUAAUGCCACCAAAGUUCCCGCAGGCCACCAAUGAGUUAUUGAGCUUGGGGGAGGGUUACUUAGAGAAGUGCCGGUGUGCCCCCUAAACUGUGGCCAGAAAGGCUUUUAUCCAGCAGCGAUGAUGACUUUCCUACAGAGGCAUUGACGGAGCCCCUUAGUCUUUGCUUUUCUCUAGCCUCUUGCUGAGACCAUGUACAAUUAGGGCCUCAGGAGAUAGGGAGUGGCUGGGUGCUCAGGCUGGGUGCUCAGAUGAGGCUCCUCAGCUACCCCACUCUGCCCUCUGUGAGGAGAAGAAGCAGCCAUCAAGCCCAGCCGGGAUGAUCUUUGGCAAGUGGGCAUAGCCACUCCUGAAGAUGGCAGUUGCUUGGCUCAGAGUAUUGUCCGAGCAAAUGCAGGAAAACAUCCCACAGUGUAAUAAUACUGAGAAACAGAGAUGAGUAGGGUGCCAUCAAGGCUGACAACCUGAGUUCGAUUCCUGGGACCACACUGUGGAAGCAUGAGAACCAACUGCUGAACGUUGUCCUCGGACCUACAUACACACAGGUGCUGUGGCAUGCACACCCACACAUAUACAUGCUAUACCCAAAACAAACAAGUAAACGUGAUGAAAAUAAA